Drosophila rhopaloa is the source of this 2811-nucleotide messenger RNA. RefSeq names its product zwei Ig domain protein zig-8 (gene dpr8). Gene Ontology annotation, biological process: synapse organization. The record is from RefSeq and is a predicted model, not a curated record. The transcript is spliced from 9 exons. Lineage: Eukaryota; Metazoa; Arthropoda; Insecta; Diptera; Drosophilidae. Gene Ontology annotation, cellular component: neuron projection membrane. Bases 513 to 1577 code for a protein of 354 amino acids.
AACGCGUCGCGUCGCGAAACGCGUGCCGCCGCCAAUUGCAUCUGUUGUUUGUUGUUUUUUCGGUUGAGUGUGUGUGAGUGGCCUGCUUUAUAUUUUUUUCGGUUUUUCAAUUGACAACAAAAACAAGAAGAAAAACAAAGAGGUGCAGCGGGAAAUCACAAGUGAAACGUAAACAAUGAAAAGUGAGACGCCAACAGCCAGCUGCCAGGCGGAAAAGUGAUUUCCAGUUGAUUGCAGUUGCAAUACCUUAGCAUACCUAUUUGGGCCUGCCCCAAUAACUCAAAACGCCGCACAAGGACGAAGGACCGAACCCAAAACCGAGCAGCGGAAAAAGUAAAACCACAAGAGCUCUGCAGACGGGCGGAGGAGCGAGGAAGACGCCAAAGUCAAAGUCAGCCAACCCGAAGGCAACUGCAGCCGGAAUUAACACAAAAGCUAGCAUAAACUACAUCUAGUUCCUGACAAACAGACUUGGCAGUGCGAAUUCCCCAAAUAUAGGUACUCCAGCCAAGAUGUCGACACACUGGCUAAUUCUCCUGGGAACGUUGUGUCUGCUGGCAGGCUGCACGGACUGCGCCUCCAAGCGCUUCUUCACCGACUUCCUGCAGGACCUGCCGACGCCCGGAACCGGAGGACCGACCUUCGACACGACCAUAGGCACCAACAUCACAGGACUCGUCGGCAAGACGGUGAAGCUGACCUGCCGCGUCAAGAAUUUGGGCAAUCGCACGGUAUCCUGGGUGCGACACAGGGACAUACACCUGCUGACUGUGGGCCGCUACACGUACACCUCCGACCAGCGAUUCGAGGCCAUGCACUCGCCACACGCCGAGGACUGGACAUUGCGCAUCCGCUACGCCCAGCGCAAGGACUCGGGGAUCUACGAGUGCCAGAUAUCGACCACGCCCCCGAUCGGACACUCCGUCUACCUCAACAUUGUUGAGCCCGUCACCGACAUCAUCGGCGGCCCCGAGCUGCACAUCAACCGUGGAUCCACCAUCAAUUUGACUUGCAUUGUGAAGUUCGCACCGGAGCCCCCGCCAACAGUCACUUGGUCCCACAACCGCGAGAUCAUAAAUUUCGAUUCACCUCGCGGCGGCAUAUCAUUAGUCACCGAGAAAGGUGUGCUGACCACCAGCCGACUCCUGGUGCAGAAGGCCAUCACGCAGGACUCGGGACUCUACACAUGCACCCCCUCCAAUGCCAAUCCCUCGUCGGUGCGCGUGCAUAUCGUCGAUGGCGAGCAUCCGGCGGCCAUGCACACCGGGAACAACGGCAACUCCACGGCGUCCCAGCCGCCGGUCCUGCUGCCGCUGGUCCUCCUCACCUGCGGCACCCUGAUGCUCCUCCAGCUGGUGGCCUGCUGCUGCUCCGCCGCCGCCCUCGUCCCGGCCACGCCCCCCGGCCGCUGCACCGCCCACCGACCAGGCACCUUCACCCAGGACACGGCCAGAGGACAACGAAGCACCAGGAACAGCCAGGACCUCGAGGAUGGGAUGGGGAAGGGGAUGGGGAGGGGCCAGGUGGGGGAUCUCUGCCGCAGAGGAUUCGAGAGGCGCCCGGUGCCCGGAACAUAGCUCUUCGGCGGAUUGGGAACCGGAAUCGCUGCCGAAUUGCCAACAGGAAUCGCAUUUUAGGUUCGGAGCUCGGGGAAAUCGUCCUCCUCCUACUCCGACCCCCCGCCCCCCAUCCUCCCCCCCUUUCCCCUUCUGUUCCUUGGUUUCCUGGUUUUUGGCCUUCGGCUUUCGGUUUGGUCCUGCUCUCGUCCCACCUGUGGGCCUUUCCUCCGCUGGAGCUUAUCCUGUUAUCACUAAAUUAAGUAGCCAGAGUUGGUCCAAAAAACCUAUGUAUUGUGUUUUGUAUUUAUCAGAUUUUUCUACAGAUAAUGCAGUAGGGGAAAAGUGGAACAAAAAUGGAUUCCAAAAGAAAAUUCAGAUAAGGGAAAAAUUAGAAACAAUAUUUGAGAGGUAAGCAGAUGAUUUUCGUAACGCUUGGGUCGAGUUUUGAGGGCAGGUAAAAAUAACUAAGCAAACAGAAACCCACACGCAGACACACCUUGUAAAUACAGCAACUUACAUGAGAUUUCUCUUCCAACGAUAGCUGGUAAAGGAAAUUGACGAGUGUAAUGGAUCCAUCUACUUAACUUUUUUUCCGGCUGGUUCCAACUUACACACACUCACAGACACAACAACACAUUGAAACAUUCUCUAGUACAAGGAUAAGCUAUAGGUGUCUAAACAUAUUAUAAAUAAAUAGCUGAGAAAAGUUUUGAUGGGAGGCCCCUUGCGAUUUGAGGCAAGACAAAGUACGAUAAUGAAUUUUUUUUUUGAUAACUAGCAUAAGUUCAAGACUAUAGUAAAAUGUAAGCGAAGGAAAACGGGAGAAAGAAAAGCGGAGAAGUAGCUAAAAACGAAUGGAGAGGGCUAAGAUUAGCGAUUGAUUGUUGGAUUUAAUGUGUACAUAUAAGCAAAUCAGCAUAAUUAGUCUAUGAAUUUUUUUUUUUUUUUUUGGCUACUCCCAUAUAUCAGAUCAGAAUAAUCUCUACCUAUAUAUAGGGCAUUUUGAUGUGUUUAGAGCCUAAGCGAUAUUAAUUAUUGUUGUAUGUUUGACGAAACGAAAUGAAAACCCAAAACGCAAAUGCCAUUGAGAGCAGAUAUUGACAUAGAGAACUAACCAACUAUCCAAUAAAGCGUAUUGCUAAUUCAACUCGAGUAUUUAAGUGUCUCUCUCUAUCUAUCUCUAUCUCUCUCUAUUUCUCUACAACUCUCUAACUGACUUUCUCAAAAGAAAAACCAAAAAAAAAAAAAGAAA